GCUCAAUUAUGACCGAUGCUUGGUCCGAUUGAAAGAGAAGAAGCAUUAUGAAUUUAUGUGUUAAUUCAAAGAUGGGUACCGUUUUUUUUAUCUUCAAAAGAAUGUUCCGGUGAAGCACAUACAAGCCAACACAUAUAUGAGUAUGUGGAAUCUUGUAUUCAACAAGUUGGUCUCGAGAAUGUUGUUCAAGUUGUGACAGAUAAUGCCACGAAUAACAUGGGGGCGGCGAAGUUGCUAAAAGAGAAAAGACCAUCUAUUUUUUGGACAUCAUGUGCGACACAUACCAUUAACCUUAUGCUUGAAGGUAUCGGAGCACUCCCAAGGUUUAAUAAAAUCCUAGAUCAAGCAAAGAAACUAACCAUAUUCAUUUACGCUCACCACAAAACCUUGGCGAUGAUGAGAACUUACACCAACAAAAGGGAAAUUAUCCGACCGGGAGUCACGAGAUUUGCUUCCGCCUUUCUCACACUACAAAGUUUGUCCGAAAAAAAGGAGCAACUAAGACAUAUGUUCUCUAGCAAUGAAUGGGAGGAAUGUAAAUUUUCCGGUAAGCCUAAAGGGAUUGCCUCAUAUAAAACGGUGACAAGUGUCCAAUUUUGGUCCGGUGUGACACAAUGUUUAAAGGUGUUCUCCCCUUUGGUGAAAGUCCUUAGAAUGGUUGAUGCGGAUUGGAAGCCCUCAAUGGGUUUUGUUUACGGGAAGAUUAAAAUUGCAAAAGAAGAAAUUAUCAAAUCUUUGAGUGGUAACGAGAAACAUUACAAACCUAUUAUAGAUAUCAUAAACGCAAAGAUGAAAGGUCGGCUAGAUUCAACUUUACAUUUGACAUCUUAUCUUUUGAAUCCGUAUUAUCAUUAUAAUGAUUCACAACUCCAAUAUGACCCCGAUGUAAUGGAUGCGGUUCUUGAGUUUUUCGAUACAUUAUUUUGUGGAGAUUUAGAGAAGCAAAGGCAAGUCGUAACUAUUGACUUGCCAAAGUACAAGAAAAAAGUUGAUAGAUUUGGUUGUGAUCUUGCGAUUAAACAUUGUAAGGUGAACGAUGUCGACUUUGAUCCGGCUAGUUGGUGGGGACUAUUUGGUGGCGCAACUCCUAAUUUGACAAAGGUUGCAAUGAGGAUUCUUUCUUUAACUAGUAGUUCAUCGGGUUGUGAAAGGAAUUGGAGCACGUUUGAAGGGGUACAUACAAAGAAACGAAAUAGAUUGGAGACAAGUAAAUUGAACAAUCUUGUUUAUGUUCAAUUCAAAUAUGAAGUAGAUCCUAAAACGGUUGAUGAAGCUCUAGCAACCGAUGUUAGUCAAUCACCCCGAGAAAGUCCAAGAACGAGGGAACUAUUAGAUGAAGAUUUCGAGUCCGAGAGUGAGAGUGAUGAGCAAGUGUUGGAAGAAGAAGAAUAUGAGUCGGAUGGUGUUCAGAUAAUGGAAAGACUUGAGCUCCACUCUGCCCUACCAACCACGGACCACCAAUCUCUUAUCAUCCAUGACGCCAACAAUCCAAGCAUCCAACAUUACCUCCGAUCAAAUUAUCAAGUUAAAGGCUUAACCUUUAUCCACCUCUUUGAAAAUCUCUUCUACUUCCACUACUCGAUCUAUAUCAUUGUUGUAAUCUGCGUUCACUCGUUAAAAGAAAUGUAUGGAACUCAAAGCAAGAGGGAUUUGUCGCUUGAGAUUCAAUCACAAAUCCCAAUCUUGAGACCAAGCAUUCAUGCUCGAAGGGCUAAUAUUACAGUAAAGUUUCAAGAUCUUUAUGGGUUUACUGUGGAAGGCAAUGUUGACGAUGCGAACAUAUUGAAUGAGGUGCGAGAGAAAGUGAGGGAACAAGUUUUAGUUAACGCAAUCACCCUCAAGAAGCUAAUAAGGAAGGGGAUUCCUCCAGUUUUGAGACCUAAAGUUUGGUUUUCUUUAUCUGGCGCUGCUAAGAAGAAAUCGACUGUUCCUGAUAGCUAUUACAAUGAUCUGAUAAUAGCUGUCGAGGGUAAAGUCACCCCUGCCACAAAACAGAUCGAUCAUGAUCUGCCUAGAACUUUCCCUGGUCAUCCAUGGUUGGAUACUCCCGAAGGUCAUGCUUCUUUGAGACGUGUUCUUGUUGGUUACUCUUUCCGUGAUUCCGAUGUUGGUUAUUGUCAGGGUUUGAAUUAUGUUGCUGCAUUAUUGUUACUUGUGAUGAAAACCGAAGAAGAUGCUUUUUGGAUGUUAGCAGUUCUUUUGGAAAAUGUUCUGGUCAAUGAUUGUUAUUCAAGUAACUUAACAGGCUGCCAUGUAGAACAACGGGUGUUCAAGGAUUUGUUGAAAAAAAAGUGUCCAAGUAUAUAUGCUCAUUUAGAAGCCAUUGAGUUCGAUGUUUCCCUUGUUGCCACUGAGUGGUUUCUUUGCCUCUUUUCAAAGAGCCUGCCUUCAGAGACAACCUUGCGAGUUUGGGAUGUUCUCUUCUAUGAAGGAGCAAAAGUUCUAUUUAAUGUGGCUCUAGCUAUAUUCAAGAUGAAGGAAGAAGAGUUGCUCACAACACACCAUGUUGGGGAUGUAAUUAAUGUAAUACAAAAUACCACUCAUCAUCUAUUCGAUCCGGAUGAUCUAUUGACGGCCGCGUUUGAUAAAGUUGGGUUUAUGACGAGCACAAGUAUAAAUAUAUCAAAGGAAAGGAAAAAGCAAGAACCAGCUGUAAUGGCAGAACUUGAUCAGAGAUUGAGACGCUUAAAUUCUAAUAAUGUGGAAGUUGAUAGCUGAAAUUUGUGAUGCAAGUUACAAAAUUAAAAUAUAUACAUGAAAAUGUUGUAGUACAAAUGCCAAUUAGGCAGUUUCUUUGGGUUGUAUCAAUAUGUUUAUGAGAAAACUCAUUUCAUGACAAAAAAAGGACUUACCUUAAGAUCCUAUAACAUUGGUAAUAAGAUUCUAUUAAUUUUAUAUAAUCUUCUUAUUAAUA
Molecule: messenger RNA, 2914 nt
Organism: Lactuca saligna
Lineage: Eukaryota; Viridiplantae; Streptophyta; Magnoliopsida; Asterales; Asteraceae
Source: the annotation of a GenBank genome assembly